UACGCGUCGCGCCGUCAAGCGACCAUGGGCUGAACGUGAUCGUAAUCGGUACCGCGUGUGUGUGUGUCGUGUGUAAGCUGCCUGCCUGGACGCCGAUGAUUCGUAUGUGCUAAGCGCAGGCGUCCGAGGAUGCCUUCCCGUCGAUGAACCAGUCUACCUCCGGCCGAUGACAAAGAUUUCUGCUGUCGUUGCCAGCGCGGAACAAUGAAGACGGUCUAGCGGUCGCACCAUGGCGUGGCGACGCUGAGCUGCACGGACUGCUCGGCUUCGUCAUCCAGCAGCGGCACCAGUGAUAUAACAGAGCCUUGCUCGCCGUACAGCCCCGCCUCCUCCACACACUCGUCCUCUAACUCGGAGAGUGGUGACGACCAGCUCCAGCAGCAGAGGAGGCAGCAACAGCAUCCGCAGAACCAACGCACCUGGUCUACAGCCUCGCAGAUGGCUCCCAAUGUGCCUUCAGAGGGUGAGCGGGAGCGAGACUCGGGUCCCUGGUCUUGGACCGGGGGCAACGCCGAGGAGGAAGAACGUGGCCCGCCACCACCCCCGCCACCGCUGUUGGCCGCCCCCGCACCAGCCACCACCGUCGUACACCGGCGUUCCGCCACGUCCGUGGCUGCCUCCCGGUCGCCCUCACCCUCGCACAAACGCCUGAAGGUGGAGCUCCAUCACACUCCUCUCCUGCACGGCAAACGCUGCUGCAAAGCGGCAGCUGUAGCCGCUCGUCAGCAGGGCAAGAUCACGGAGUACUUCAAGACGCAGGCCAAACCUGUAAAUGGUGCCAAGAAGGAACUGGUGGCACUGGCCGCAAAAGCGGGUGCCGUGACAAUGUCCCGGAGAGUGACCGACGCUCGUGAGGGACGCAAGGGUGUCCUAGAAGAGGCGUCGGGUCCCGUGGGGGCAGCGUGCCGGCGCGUGUCUUCCUCCGCACAGAAGUUGAACUCUCUACUGGGACCGCCACCAGCCCCUCCUGCGGAAUCCCCGGCGCGUCCCCCGACGGUGGAUUGUAGUGGGUCCACAGAGACCUCGCCACCUCUAGAGACGGAAGCCCCGUCUGUUGCAGAUGGCAACAGUCUUCACCUAGUCGUCUCACCGUCUGGUCCCACGUCCUGCUCCAAACCGUCACUAUCUUCACCUAUCCUCUCUGUGCCCAGGACUAUACGUUUCCCAGCAGCACAGUGCAGCAAGGCACCCACUCAACUGGAUGCACAGGAUGCCGUAGUUUGCCAGUGGUCGGACUGUGAUGUUCAGUUUGAAACGAGCACUGCUCUGCUUGAACACUUGCAGGUCAGCCAUGUCAACCCUCAAACACAGUCACAAAUCAGUUGUGAAGGCGAGAACUAUGUGUGUUUGUGGACAAGCUGUAAAGUUUAUGGCCGCACAUCUUGCUCUCGUUCGUGGCUGGAAAGGCAUGUGCUUAGUCACGGCGGUAACAAGCCAUUCCGCUGCAUUGUCGAUGGCUGUGGACAGCGAUUUAGCUCACAGACGACACUAGAGCGGCACGUCAAUAGCCACUUCAACCAGACGGAAUCGAGUGGCAGUGGCGGUAGUGCGCGACGUACUCCGGAAAAUGUGAGCAAUAAACUCUUCCGGCGCAAUGGGAAGAAGUUACGCUAUCGACGACAACCUUGGUCAGCUCGCAUGUUUGACUAUUUUGACUCUGGAAUCAUGGAGGGUCUACAGCAUCGGCUUCUGAAUGUAACUGAGAAGAUAACUCAUGGAAAUGUUGAAACGGCUCCAGCAAAUGCUGUUUUCCUUCAGAGCAAGGUGCUGGCGCGGCGGGUGGAGCUCGACGGCAAGACGAAGGUGCUGCUCAGGUGGUUCCCAGAGCACAUCAUUCCGGAUGAGUGGGUGCCAGAAGCAGAUGCGCGGCCUUCGAGAACUGUUCCGCUUCCUGGGUUGCCGAGUACUUCACUGGAGUCGCUGCAUACGGUCCUCUUCUCUAAACCUAAUUCUUCACGGAAGAACCGUCGCAAACAGACGAGGACGACGUGAUGACCGCUUGUCACAUUGUUAGACCGAUUGUAAUUUGCUGUGCCUGUCAUGGAAGCAGAAGUGAACUGUUGGACUGUUAGUGUAAUUAAGAAACUGAUUAACUAUGGAGACACUUGCUUGCUGAUUUCCUUCUACCUCAUACUGCUAUUUUUUCCUCGUCAUCUUUCUUAUUACGUACAUGUUAUGCUUACUUUGUCUCUCUAACGGUUGCCUGUUGCUUAUGUUACGGGUAUCUCUUUUUAGAAAAAAUAGUUCUCAAAUGGUUUAUUUGUUUAUUAAUUUGACAAACAACAAAUUUAGUGAAAUUUUUGAAAGAGAAUAAUGUCUUCAUUCAGGUUGUGUGAAGAUUAGGAGGAAAUCAACAGGCAUAAAAAGGAGCUGCUUCGGCUAGCGUCGAAUGGUAGUCUUAUGAUCUCUUGCACCGAAUCGUAUAUAUUGUAAAAAAGAAGGGGGUGGAGGAAAAUCUCAAAUGCCCUACAAAUCCAAAGUAAACUAAUAUUUGAAACUAAAAGGAAGUCAGUGUGUGUAAUGAAAAGACGAGGAAAGCACUGUGUGAAUGGGGCCAUCAGUAAUAAUAGGAUUUUGUUACUGAACAGUAGCUUUCUCUCUUUUUUUUUUUAUGCCGAAGCACAAACUCGUUAUGUUUGCUACACAAUAAAUAUUGCUGUACUAGUAUCUUUCAUUGAAAUUGCCUUUAGAAUUCAGUAUAAAGCAGUACUGCACUCCAUCAGUAUUACAUAGUGAUAUAACAUUGAUGGUUAAGUUGUGGCAUCAGUUUGCAGCAUUUAUCUGUUCUCUCACCCCCCUCCGCCGGUGUCCCUUAAAAGACAUUGUACAGUAGAAAAAAAGGUUACGCUAUUUAUGCAGAACCAUUUCAGACAAUUUGUUCCUGUUUAGUAGUGUUAAUGAUUACAGAUGGACUGCAUUUUCAGACGUAUAGGUUAAUGUCAUGUAUAUAGUUGGAAAUGGGUUGAGAAUAAGUAGUAGUUAGUAAAAACAGUAGAGGGAUCUCUGUUUUGAAUGUGAAUAAACCAUUGAUAAAUUAGUUAUCUUUUUGAGAGUGGAGAUUUCUCCACACUACACCUCCUCCCCUUUGGAAAAGAAGGAAAGCAGGAAUCAACCAGCUGAACAGUAGCACUGCCAAAUGUGAUUGCAUUGUAUAUAUAGAGAUAAAUGAAUCUUUAUGUAAUUAAUUUUAGUUGUAUUAUUUUGCUCGUACCUUUUAAUUUCCUGUAUGGUUAUUCAGAUUGUGUGUUCAGAAAUCCGGUCAUUCAAACUGACGAGACGCCAAAAUAAUUUCGAGUGACCGUGAAUGCUGGAUAAUUUUGUAGUAAAUUAGCUGGAAAAUGUACAUAAGUGUUUAUAUGAAGUUAUGACUGAAACAGAAUAUUUGGACUCCACCUGUCUAACAACUGUUCUGUGUAGUAUAGUUUUCGGGAAUUAAUAUUCUGUUUCUUUAUUUAAAUUUUAAAUGAAACUUUGUAUAGAUGGCUGAGUAGUUUUUGUAAUAACAAACAAUUUUAUAAUGUGUGCAAAUGCAAGUACGUGUGCAUUUAACAGUUAACUUAUAAUUGUGAAACUGAAGGACCUCGGACGUUACAAGUAACACAGAAAUACUUUCAAUCAACGUAUCACUGCCAAAAAGCUGCCAGACACUGCUAAUGAUUUGUCAUUAUUUAGCUGUGUUUUGUUUUUAAUAAGAUAGUGUCUUAAUAAAGGUAAAUUUCUUCCACAAAGUGUGAUCACUGCCACUAUUGGUGAGGAGUUUGUGUUGUGUGCUCCGUGCAGUAUGAUAUACUUUACAGCACUGUUUGUUUAAGUGUUGUCACAUACAAUACAGCGAGAAUUUUCCACUGUGUUUGUAUUCUGUGCCAUAUCUGUCAUUUGUUUUGUCUGAUUACUGUAAAUGUGGCCUGAAUUGACUUGUGUUUAUGUUCAGCAAUAAAAAUAAAAUUGUUCAAGUUUGUCA
Messenger RNA from Schistocerca piceifrons (Central American locust), 3961 nucleotides. It is a transcript of the gene jing, whose product is annotated as zinc finger protein jing. Gene Ontology annotation, cellular component: ESC/E(Z) complex. The record is from RefSeq and is a predicted model, not a curated record. NCBI's taxonomy places the organism in Eukaryota, Metazoa, Arthropoda, Insecta, Orthoptera, Acrididae. The transcript is spliced from 7 exons. The coding region runs from base 439 to 1992 and encodes 517 amino acids. Gene Ontology annotation, biological process: regulation of transcription by RNA polymerase II.